CAUGAUAGGAUAGGGGGGGGGGGGGAAGUCUACACUCUCAGUAUAAAAUGUUGAACCUAUUUGCCCUUUUCCCAUUUGGCUUGGUAACGGAUCAACCCGCAAGGUCCUAACAUGGUGAAAAGGGUGGCAAUAAUCGGGGCAGGGCCCUCUGGUCUGACCAGCAUGAAAGCCUGUCUAGAAGUGGGAAUGGUGCCCACCUGCUUUGAGAGCAGCGACGACAUGGGGGGCCUGUGGAAGUUCAAGGAAGUUUCUGAGCCAAACAGGGCCAGCAUCUAUCGCUCACUCACCAUCAACAUCUCCAAGGAAAUGAUGUGCUACAGCGACUUCCCAAUCCCUGCCGAUUACCCAAACUACAUGCACCAUUCCAAGAUCCUCAAGUACUUCCGCAUGUAUGCUGAGCAUUUCAAACUGCUGGAGUACAUCCGCUAUCAGACCCUAGUGAAGAGUGUCAAACAGAGACCAGACUACUCCCGUAGUGGGCAAUGGGAGGUCUUGACCCAAAGCAAAGAUGGACAGGAGGAAAGACAUGUAUUUGAUGCGGUCAUCUGCUGUUCUGGCCACUACACUUACCCCCACCUGCCUCUCAAGGAAUUCCCAGGAAUUGAAACAUUUGAAGGGAAGUACUUCCACAGCUGGGACUACAAGGGACCUGAAGACAUGCAGGGGAAGAGAGUGGUUGUGGUUGGCAUUGGCAAUUCUGGAGGGGACAUUGCUGUGGAGGGGAGCAGAGUUGCAGAGCAGGUUUAUCUAAGCACUCGCCGCGGUGCCUGGAUUGUCCGCCAGGUCUCUGACAAUGGCCUGCCUUUGGACAUGAAGUACAACACACGCUUUGUCCAUAUCCUGUUCCAGCUGAUGCCUGUCUCCUUCCUAAACUGGUUUGGUGAGGGGAAAGUGAAUGCUAUGUACGACCAUACCAUGUACGCCAUCAAGCCCAACCACAGACUUUUUAGUCAGAUCCCAGUCUUCAAUGAUGAACUGCCCCUCAAGAUUCUGUCUGGAUCUGUGGUCAUUAAGUCAAACAUCAAGGAGAUCCGUGGGUCUACGGUGGAGUUUGAGGAUGACAGCGUGCUGGAGAAGGUGGAUGUUAUCGUGUUCGCAACGGGGUACAACUAUGAUUUCCCCUUCCUCCCCCAAAAUGCGAUGUACAAGACUGGGCACCGCGUAGGCCUUUACAAGCACGUUUUCCCACCCACCCUGGAGCACUCCACACUGGCUGUGGUGGGUUUCAUCCAUGCCCUGGGAGCCAUUAUGCCCCAGGCUGAGAUGCAAGCGCGCUGGGUAGCUAGUGUCUUCAAAGGCACGAAGAAGCUUCCUCCCACGCAGACCAUGAUAAAGUCUGUCGAGAAGGACACCAAAGUUAUACAAAAAAACUUCAUCGUUUCCAAGCGGACACCCUUGCAGGUUGACUUUGUCGACUACAUGGAUGACCUUGCGGGGGAAAUUGGAAUACGCCCCAGCCUUCUCUGGCUCUUCUUUACAGACUAUGCCCUGUUCAAGAGGCUGCUGUGGGGCCCUAUGACGGCAUACCAGUACCGUGUGACGGGAAAAGGGAAGUGGGAUGGGGCCCGCAAGGCCAUCUUCACUCAAUUUGACCGCAUGUAUGAACCACUGAAGACCCGCAAGGUGGACAGUCAGGACCAGGGAACUUCUCUUGCAGGUCUGCUGUUCAAGUUGAGCCUGACCGGCAUGGUCGGAGGAGCCGCGGCAUACUACGUCCAUGCCCGCAACCCCAACACCAUCCUAAACCUCAUCGCCAGGCUGCGCCCACAGAUGGCCUGAAUGGGGUCUAAAGGCUGUGCUGGAAUAAACAUUAUAACAAUAGGAAACCAUGUGUAGAUGCUACAGCACAUUUGGGGUUUUGUUUCUGACGUCUUCAGUGAAGUCAUCUCAAGUUCAGCAUCGUAGUAACAAGGCUAGGUCUUUGAGUAUGUUCUCUUUGCCAGAGGUCUCUAAUCUAUGAGUUGAUCUUGUUGGCUUUGAUAACACAG
Messenger RNA from Gadus macrocephalus (Pacific cod), 1988 nucleotides. RefSeq names its product flavin-containing monooxygenase 5-like. Gene Ontology annotation, molecular function: N,N-dimethylaniline monooxygenase activity; flavin adenine dinucleotide binding; NADP binding. The record is from RefSeq and is a predicted model, not a curated record. Bases 112 to 1779 code for a protein of 555 amino acids. The transcript is spliced from 11 exons. Lineage: Eukaryota; Metazoa; Chordata; Actinopteri; Gadiformes; Gadidae.